This is a messenger RNA of Salpingoeca rosetta, 1737 nucleotides long. RefSeq lists its product as uncharacterized. The transcript is spliced from 11 exons. Lineage: Eukaryota; Choanoflagellata; Craspedida; Salpingoecidae. Bases 1 to 1266 code for a protein of 421 amino acids. Gene Ontology annotation, molecular function: protein binding; GTPase regulator activity. The record is from RefSeq and is a predicted model, not a curated record.
AUGGAGGCCACAUGUAUGCAGCUCUCCAUCGAGGCGAUUGAGUACUACCAGGCCACGCUGAAGAUCACAGAGGAGCUCAAGGACGAAGUCGGGGAGGGCCGGGCUGUGGGCAACCUGGGCAAUGCGUUUACGGCAAUUGGCGAUUUCGAAAAGGCGAUCCACUACCACCGCCGCCGCCUCGACAUUGCAAACAAAGCAAACGACCUCGCUGCGAAAGCGCGCGCGUGCGGUAAUCUCGGCAACGCGUUUUCUGCGCUUGGCGAAUACACAGAGGCAAUCAGGUACUAUCAGCAGAGCCUCCACGUUGCAAAAGAGGAUGGAAACCAGGCAGCCCAAGCACAGGCGCACUUCUGUCUUGGGACGACGUUUAUGCAGCAGAAAAACUACAUGAAGGCGCUCGAGCACCACAAGAAGCACUUGGAGCUCGCCGAGGCCCUCAAAGACAGACAGAACCAAUAUCGUGCGUGGCACAAUCUGCGCAACGUGUACCGGGCAAUGGGGAACGUGCAAAAGACAAGCGAAUUCCACGACAAAAUUCAAGCAGAGAAGCAGCGCCGUGGAGAGCCGCUUCGUGUACGUGGCCGUACGUCUGGCCAGCAGGCACCUGCAUCACACGACCAGGGUGCUGGGUUGAAGAAGGAGAAGGACAAGAAGAAGAAGAAGAAGGGCCUGUUCAAGAAAGGCGGCGGAGGCAAGACGGGCGAAGUGGAGCAGUUUACGAUUGACGACAGCGACGACGAUGAUGAUGAUGUUGUCACCUCUCGCGUUGCCGCCCGCUCGUCGAAGAGCGCAGCGAAGAAAGGCAACCUCGCUGACCAGUGGCUGGACAACUCAAUCAAGCAGACGCAACAAGCCAAGCACCAGCACCCGCACCCGCACGAGCGUGAGGCAGCAUCUGUUGCCAAGCCACAGCCCGACAUUGAGGACAACAUGCCCAUGGACCUCUUUGACAUGCUGGCGGAUGCAAACCACCGCAACAUGGAAGACCAGCGGGCUGCGCCGCCGGGUGCUGGCGACCUCCCGUCAACUGUUGGCGGGAACGACUUUGGCGAGCAGGAGGACUUUUUCGACCUCGUCGUCGGCAUGCAGAGCAAACGGAUCGACGACCAGCGGUCUGCGCCUGCCGGUGAGGUGGAGAGGAAUGUGGACCCGCAGGCAAAGCAAGUGGCCAAGGGAAACACGUCCGACAAGCUUAAGAAGGAGCUGGAUCCAGACAGCAUGUCCUUCUUUGAGAUGCUUGCCAUUGCAAAGAAGGCGCCAAAGUGAAUGAAUGAUUUUUGGUCCUGGUGCGCCCCCCUCUCCUCACCACGCCUGCGCUUCCUCUUUUUCCUUUCCUCUCUUUUCUUCUCUUCUCUCUCUCUCUCUCACACACACACUAACUCUCACUCUCUCACUCUCACUCUCACACACUCUCUCUUGCUUCCCCCCUUUCCUGCUUUGUUUUGUACUUGAGCCCAUUGAUGCACAUGCUUCGUGCACUGCUUUUCGCUUGGCCUGCACUGCCUGUGGUGUGGUUCACGCUGCUUGCGGUUUCCGUCAAGUUUCGCAUAUUGCCUGACUGCUGCUUGUCGCUGUUUCACCUCUUUGUGUGUGCUGUUGGUAGUCGUCGUUGUUGCUUGUCUGUUGCUCCUGUGAUUGAGACUGUGUGCAGCUGCGUGCGGGGUUUCUGUUGGUGUGAUGUUGUAACGGCGUUGCUUGCGGUUGUUUGAAAACGAGCCAGUACACUCGCAAACACAA